GAUCUGAAACAACAAACACAAUGUACAAUUCCGUCUCAUGGCAACUUGUAUUGUUGACACGACUUCACCGCGAUUGUACGGCAAGCUCAGCGGGCGAGAAUGAGAGAGAAUCGCAUGCAGUGAAUUACGGAAACGCGCAUUAAAGUAUCGUCUAAAAACAAGUGACGUGUACAGGCUGUAGACAUCUGAUUUCAGCGAAUGGUAUAAGAGAUCUUCACAAAAUGGCAGAAACUAUGGUGAGACCGAGGCCGCUCGGCGAUCUACGACUUCAUCUUCAAGUAGAUACCAAUUCUGGAGCCAACAAUGUUCAGGAUAUAGUGAAAAAUCGGCGGCAACGGCUGAUGAAACUCCCAGUCUCGAGAGGACGAUUUGACGUGGCCAGCUUUCAAGAUCACAAAAAUUCUGGAUUUGUGAAAUAUAACGAUGACACCCUUGCUCCAAACCGAGACAAUUAUCCAAUCAUUGAUCCCACGAGUGGGUUCGUGUCGGUUGCGGCUGAUGUGGACAGAAAUACAGGGGUCUCGCAUAUCCCGAACAUGCAGCAAUCGGACAAUCCCCCGAACACGGUCACCCCGCUCUCGCCACGACCGACAACAACUCUUGCUUACAGGGACAAAGUGAAGGAGUCGAACUCCCAGAAUCCUUUGAGAGCCUCGGCCCCCGCUGCCUUACAGUCUGCCGACCCUCAGCUGCAGAAGACAAGACUUUUAAAUGAUCCUGGUACAUGGAAUAGCAAGAAGAUCAGUGAUGCCAUGAUAAGAGCAAAACUAGGAGGUUGGACAAGUGAUGCAGAUCCAAGAAAAAUAGAGAAAGAACAGGACCUUAUAUGGCAGCAGAUUCAUUCAAAAUCCAUUAAAAACCAGGCAAAUGUAAUUGACAAAGCCGAAGACUGGAAAGAUGAAGCAGCCCUAAGAUAUGUCUACUUGCCUUCUACACAGAGAUCAUACGAAGGUGUGAACUGGGAUGCCAAGUUAGCCCCUAAGGUCUUACCCCCAGCUACAACCCUGGAGAGACAACCUGACCCUGUCUCGCAUCGCUUCAGCGUCAACAAACGAUACGAGUCAGGUGCACAACCAUGGCAGAAUCUUGGAAGAUCAUUUGACAUGUUCCAGAUCAGAGAUGGAUUUCACAUCAAGGGACCCAUCGAGUUCUGCAGCCCCCACCGCAAGAACUACCAGAUUCCCAACUACACCGGUUUUGUUGGAGGUAUGGGUGAGAGAGACCACCCUCAGCAGUACUUCUUCCCUUCUGCUGUCCAGAGGACCAGUCUACCGUGGUACACAGACACUGCAAAUCGACCUAACAUUCCUGGCUAUACUGGUUGCACCCAUUGGAAGUCGGAGAAACCAGCUAAUGUGAAUGUACCCGUCCCACCACCACAGACUACAGCCAGAGUACACAGGAUUGAUAGAUACGACCCCAACCAGUCACCGUUCAAGAGGACGUCAAGGAUGUCCAAGAUGGUCACUUUGGUUCCGCCGUGCAACCCGUUCAACAAAGUGGACAACAAUGAGAGGACACUAGAACAGUAUAGAUAAAGGUGUUAACACCAA
Strongylocentrotus purpuratus (purple sea urchin) is the source of this 1553-nucleotide messenger RNA. Its product is annotated as spermatogenesis-associated protein 48-like. The transcript has 9 exons. The record is from RefSeq and is a predicted model, not a curated record. The coding region runs from base 222 to 1538 and encodes 438 amino acids. Lineage: Eukaryota; Metazoa; Echinodermata; Echinoidea; Camarodonta; Strongylocentrotidae.